Messenger RNA from Eubalaena glacialis (North Atlantic right whale), 3538 nucleotides. It is a transcript of the gene DARS2, whose product is annotated as aspartyl-tRNA synthetase 2, mitochondrial. Gene Ontology annotation, biological process: aspartyl-tRNA aminoacylation. The record is from RefSeq and is a predicted model, not a curated record. Gene Ontology annotation, cellular component: mitochondrion; cytoplasm. The transcript is spliced from 16 exons. Bases 645 to 2501 code for a protein of 618 amino acids. NCBI's taxonomy places the organism in Eukaryota, Metazoa, Chordata, Mammalia, Artiodactyla, Balaenidae. Gene Ontology annotation, molecular function: ATP binding; nucleic acid binding; aspartate-tRNA ligase activity.
UUCCUGUGUUCUGACUGGUUGACUCCCUCCACCGUAAUCUUGGUUGUUCGUGGGGUGGGUUAAGGAGUGCUUGGCUCCCAGCGGCGAUCUGUGUGUGGUUUCGGGCCCUGGAAACAUUUUGGAUUUGCUUGCAUUCCUCCUUCUUGAAGACCCGAGGUCGGCCACCAGGUUUGGGAGAUUUGAAACGCGGGGCUGAUUUUCCUCCCUGUUUUCCGGUUCUGCCCGCGGGAACCUUCGGGGAAGCGUGGAAGGAUGGGAAGGGCGUGCGCCUGCUGACCGGCCCCGUGCUGCCUCUGCGUGGCCGCGGUGUCCCGCCUUGGCUGCUGUAUGGAAUCGUACGCUUGUCACUUCAGGCCGAAGCUUUGUUUGUUAAUAGAAGUGAAACGGAUGCGUUAAGAGGGGACAAAGAUUUUAAAAGUUCUUUCCCCUACCCAACUUCCCCUAAGGCCCCAAAGACUUUGCAGAUUUAUCUAGUUUGCCGACACGAGCUCUUGAAUGUUCAGCGGACAAGGGCUUAAAUAUAAGAGAGUGGGAACUACUAAUAUUUUAAGGGAUUUGUGUGUAUUUCCAAAACUGACUUUUGACCGCCAUCCAACACCUGCAGCGUGAGAUUCCUGAGCGUCUCGCCAUCCUGCGGCUCUAACAUGUUCUGUUGGUUAAGUCGGCUGUACAGGGGUUUAUCCAGACCCACUAGAAGGACCACACAGCUGAUCUGGGGUUCUUUCUCCCGAAGUCUGGUACUGAGUUCACAGAGGAGAAUUCCAGAACUCAGUAGCUUUGUUGCCCGGACCAACACGUGUGGAGAGUUGCGUUCUUCUCACUUAGGCCAAGAAGUCACCUUGUGUGGAUGGAUUCAGUACCGAAGGCAAAACAUCUUCCUGGUCCUAAGAGAUUUCCAUGGGCUUGUUCAAGUUAUCAUUCCUCAGGAUGAGAAAAUGCCAACAGGUGAGAUUGAAAUCAAAGUUAAAACAGCUAAACUUCUGAAUUCCUGCAAGAAGCUGCCCUUUGAAAUUAAGGACUUUGUGAAGAAAACAGAGGCUCUUCGUUUGCGGUAUCGCUACUUAGAUUUGCGUGGUGUCCAAAUGCAGUACAACCUGCGACUGAGGUCCCAGAUGGUCAUGAAAAUGCGGGAAUAUCUCUGUAAUCUACAUGGGUUUGUGGAUAUAGAAACACCAACAUUAUUUAAAAGGACUCCAGGGGGUGCAAAAGAGUUUGUAAUACCAUCCAGGGAACCUGGAAAGUUUUAUUCUCUCCCUCAGAGUCCUCAGCAGUUUAAGCAGCUUCUGAUGGUUGGUGGUUUAGACAGAUAUUUUCAGGUUGCCCGAUGUUAUCGAGAUGAAGGAUCAAGACCAGACAGACAGCCCGAAUUUACUCAGAUUGACAUAGAGAUGUCCUUUGUAGAACAGACUGGCAUCCAGAGUCUAAUUGAGGGUUUGCUCCAGUAUUCAUGGCCCAGUGACAAAGAUCCUGUGGUGGUUCCUUUUCCUUCUAUGACUUUUGCUGAGGCGUUGGCCAGCUAUGGAACUGAUAAACCUGACGCUCGCUUUGGGAUGAAGAUUGUAGAUAUCAGUGAUAUGUUCAGAAACACAAAGGUUGGAUUUCUUCAGGAUGCGCUUAGUAAACCCCAAGGAACCAUCAAAGCCAUAUGUAUCCCUGAAGGAGAAAAAUACUUAAAAAGGAAAGACAUUGAGUCCAUUAGAAAAUUUGCAGCUGACCAUUUUAAUCAGGAAGUCUUACCUAUAUUCUUGAAAACCAAUAACAACUGGAAUUCUCCAGUUGCUAAGUUCAUAAUGGAGGAGCAAGGCUUGGGACUAAUCAGACUGUUGGAGACCCAAGAGGAGGAUGUGGUCCUGCUAACUGCCGGAGAGCAUAAGAAAGCAUGCUCUUUGUUGGGAAAAUUACGACUGGAGUGUGCUGACCUUCUAGAAGCAAGAGGAGUGGUGCUUCGUGACCCAGCUCUGUUCUCUUUCCUUUGGGUUGUGGAUUUCCCCCUCUUCUUUCCCAAGGAGGAAAAUCCCGAAGAGCUGGAGACAGCCCAUCACCCAUUUACUGCUCCCCACCCCAGUGACGUCCACCUCCUUUACACUGAGCCCCAAAAGGUCCGUAGCCAACACUAUGACUUGGUUUUAAACGGCAGUGAGAUAGGAGGUGGUUCUAUCCGAAUUCAUGAUGCAGAGCUACAGCAUUACAUCCUGGCAACAGUACUAAAGGAAGACGUGAAAUUGCUCUCCCAUCUGCUCCAGGCUUUAGAUUAUGGGGCGCCCCCUCAUGGAGGAAUUGCCAUAGGGUUAGACAGACUGAUGUGCCUUGUCACUGGAGCGCCAAGCAUCAGAGAUGUCAUAGCCUUCCCCAAAUCUUUCCAGGGCCACGACCUUAUGAGCAAUGCCCCAGAUUCUAUCCCGCCUGAGGAACUGAAGCCCUAUCAUAUCCAGGUCUCCUGGCCAACAGACUCAGAAACAGAAAAGAGCUCAUUGAAUCAUCCAUGCCAUCCAGAAAGUUGAGCUUUUGAGUUUUGUCCUCUUUGCUUCCCCAAGGCUAAAAUCAGAUCUGGAGUUCAGCCACAGAUCUGACUUCAAGUUUUUAAAUGGAAGGAAUCCAGGCAACAUUCUUCACCUCAAUGAAGAAACAGAUAAAAGGUAUCCAAUUUUAACGAGAGCAUGCAUUAUUAGGAUUAUUUUAUUUGGGACUUUUUUGAAGUUUCUUUUUACUUGGAGAGGUGUGAAACAUGGCUCUUUGACAGAGUAACAUAAUGGCAUAGUGUUUUCUAAUCAUGUUUUUCAUACCCAGAUAGUAGAUUGUUCUCUUCGGACAGAGGUAGUCAAACCAUAUGUGAAAUGUGGGAAGAUUCUUGCCCCUUUAGACUGGUCCGUUGAUGGAGGGGUCAGUUCAACCAGCCUCAUCAAGAGAAUCCUAUAAAGUAAGCUGGAUAAUGACAUUUCAGCUAUCAACAUAAUAUAGUGAGAAGCAAUAUGAUAUAAAGUAAAAAGUCACUGAAAUAAAAGUCACAAAAUCUUAAUCAGUGCUUUACCUUGCAAGUUGUAUAAACCUCUCUUAGUGUCCCUUCCUGCAUGUGUGAAAUGUAAACAGUACUUGCCCUGGCUCCCUCACUGGCCUCUUCAUGCCAGAAUCCUAGGAGGUAAUAUAUGUGGAAGAUAGUGUGAGUGAAAAUGCUUUGAAAAACUUUAAAGCAUUACUUAAAUGUAAGAUAAUGAUAUUAUCCAUCUGUAAACAGUAUACAGAUGUAUCUAUGUAUUUUAUAGUUUAAGGUUAAACAAAACUGACAUCUGUGGUAAAAGGAAAACAAACAGUAAUUUCAUUAAUCAGUAUUCUGCUUAUAUUUCUAUUUUUUAAAAUAAUCAUUAAUCCCUGAAUAACACUUUCCCUCAAUUAUAAGUAAUUGAAAAUAUUAAUUGACCUUAAACCAACCUCAAAUGUAGAAAAGUGAACACUGAAACUCAUUGUGAUUUUCUUAUACGUUCUGUUGACACAAAUAAAGGCUUAUAAUUAAUUAGUAAUUAUAAAAUGGGAAUAAAGCCUU